AUAUACACUAAGGGGCGGGGCCUGGCGUGCCCGCGCCCGCGGAUCGCGGAAGGCUCCACCCAGCUAAGUUUGCGGGCGAGGUCCGGGGCAGAGCUAGGGCAGAGUGGCUGGCACCACAGUUGGAUCGGGUCCUGGCACUGAACUAGUAGAGCUGCUCUCUGCGCCCUCGGCAUCCAUGGCGGCAGCCGAAGAACCGGGUCAGCUGUCGGAGGCUUCCGCCUCGGAGCUCUCGGCCUCGCCGCUGGCCUGCCGCUUCUUUCUGGAGGGCCGCUGCCGCUUCGGCGCCCGCUGCCGCCAGCCCCACCCCGGGGCGCCGCCGGCGCUGUCUGGCGGCGGGGCGCAGCCUGACGCCGGGGCCAAGAAGCCGCCGCUACGCACGGCCGCGGCCGUCAUCCAGCGCAUCCGCUGGGACCCGCGUCUCGACCCUGCCGACUUCUCUGUGGGCUACGCCGACCGCUUCCUGGGUGUGCGCGAGGAGCCCUUCACCGCCUUCUGCUGGGACGAACCGCUGGCGGCGCUGGGGCCGGGCGUCCUGGCCGUGCCGCAGCACCGCGUGCGCUACUUCCGCUUCCGCGGCCGCCUGGUGUGGGACCGUGCCUCGCGCACUGACCUCGUCUUCGGCUCGGGCUCGACCGCUGGCCGGGGCCCUACUAUCCUGGACGCGCUGGACGACGGGGACGCCCACGGCGUCGAUGACGAGCUGGACGACGGGGUCGCGCACGACAUCGAGGACGAGCUGGGAAAUGGAGAUGAGCAUGGCAGCGGGGGCGCGCACGGCCACGAGAACGAGCCGGAAGGCGGGAACGCGCACUGGCCAGAGGUUGCCCUAGGGAACCUAGGCACCCAGAGGACAAGAGAUGUUCCAGAGGGGAGGGUGACUCAGGCUGCUACUAGAAGAGAGACCAGUGGAAAGCCGGCCGGGACUGGGCUCAGGGAGUUGGGCCCGAGAGAGCAUGAGGUGGUUGAACAGACAGAGGUGAGCAGGGCCACCAACUCUAGAACAAAAGCCCCUAGGGAACACCUCCAAGGAGAGAGAGAGAGGGCCUUGAAACCAAGGCAGGCCCCUGGAGUCAAGGAGCUGUCACUGAGGCAGGGGCAGGCCCUGGCACCCCAGGGACCAUCCACUGGAGAGAUGGAAGAAGAGUGGGGUCCAGAGGGGUGGCCUCAGGACACUGAAAAAGCAUUGCUAGAUAGAACUGUAGCUCCUCGCCAGCCCCGGCCCACACAUUUUGUGGCCCUCAUGGUGACUGAGCCGGCGCUUCAGGCAGAAGUGACCAAGGCUCAGGAGUACCUGGCCCAAAUUGCCCCAUUCUGUGCUGCGUUCCUGGUGCCCACACAAGACCUGCACCUGACACUUGCCCUGCUGCGGCUGGCAGGCCCCGGGGAGGAGGCAGCUGCAGUCCCUGCCCUGAGGCGGGUCCUCUCUGCCCCAGGGCUUCAAGCACCCCCUCUGCUGCAGUUUAAAGACCUAGUUCUCUUGGGCCACCAUGUGCUCUGUGCCCCACCAUCCCCCACACUGGCAGGCAUGGCCCAGACUUUGAGCCAGAGACUGGAGGCUGAGGGACUGAGAGGUAAGGCCCCAGGUGGGAUGCAGCCCCACCUCACCCUGGCCAAGGUGCCCCAUGGCUCCCAAGUCCACCUUCCAGAGCCUGGGAUCAGCCUGAACCAUGAGAUGGGGAGCCAGCCCCUGGGAAGACUAUGGCUGUGCCGCAUGGGGAAAGCAGGGAGCACCUACCAGUCCCUGGCUGAGGUCCCCCUGGGCUGAAAAAGGAUCCAACAACCGGGGGU
Castor canadensis (American beaver) is the source of this 1788-nucleotide messenger RNA. RefSeq names its product leukocyte receptor cluster member 9 (gene Leng9). Lineage: Eukaryota; Metazoa; Chordata; Mammalia; Rodentia; Castoridae. Gene Ontology annotation, molecular function: metal ion binding. The record is from RefSeq and is a predicted model, not a curated record.